Molecule: messenger RNA, 411 nt
Organism: Entamoeba dispar SAW760
Lineage: Eukaryota; Evosea; Mastigamoebida; Endamoebidae
Exons: 1
Coding region: 1-411 (136 amino acids)
Source: RefSeq, a predicted model, not a curated record
AUGGAGGAGUGGUACACAUACGAUGAAGAUGAUUUUGCUACUGAAGAACCAAUAGUAAUAGAAGAGAAAGAAAAGAAAGAAAGACCAAUAGUAAUAGAAGAAAGAGAAGAAGAAGGAGAGGAGAAAGAUGAAUGGGAAAUUGAGGAUUGGAUGCUAAUGAAUGAAGAUGAUGAAAGGAAUGCUGGAGAGUGGAUGAUAAAUAAUGAUGAAGAUGAAGAUGGUGCUCCAAUGGAAAUGUCUCAAUGGAAAGAAAUAAGAAAUCAAGAAAUGGAGAAAUAUCUUCACAGAAAGAAGAUUUAUGAUAAAGUAAAGGCACAAAUAAGAAAUAUAAGGAGAGAAAUACAAUCUCCAAAAGAUAUGGAAGCACUUCUAGAUGAAUACAUUAGAGAAGCAGGUGAAGGAGACUAUUAA